This is a messenger RNA of Siniperca chuatsi (mandarin fish), 3879 nucleotides long. RefSeq lists its product as uncharacterized. Gene Ontology annotation, molecular function: SNARE binding. NCBI's taxonomy places the organism in Eukaryota, Metazoa, Chordata, Actinopteri, Centrarchiformes, Sinipercidae. The coding region runs from base 1181 to 3001 and encodes 606 amino acids. The transcript is spliced from 11 exons. Gene Ontology annotation, cellular component: exocyst. The record is from RefSeq and is a predicted model, not a curated record. Gene Ontology annotation, biological process: exocyst localization; exocytosis.
GUGUAUUGGAUUAGAAUCACAUACCCCACCUUUAAGGUACACUUACUGUAAUAGCUUUUUCUGGAGCUUUCAUUCACAUCCACUGGGAGAUGUGGUUAAAAGCAAUGGAAAAAGCUCAUAACUGCAUAAUGGCAAUGAAAUGCAGUUUAGGUCUAACCAGAAGUGCAAUAAGCAAGUGCAGGAUAUAAAGUGUGUGCAUAAAUGCAGGAUAGAGGAGUAUUAUGAAAAUAUUUUACAAGUGGUACUAUGGACAUUAUAUACAGAUGGCAUUACUAUAAACAGAAGUAUGCUGAUGGAUAUGACUGGACUUUGAGUUAAGAUGUUUUUUGGUUAAACUGCUGUUUCCAAGGUCAAGAGUGAACUUUCAUGUUCAAAUCACUUUUCCUGAAAUCACAGCUAAUCCCUUUGCUGUUGUGUUUUACAGCCUGCCUACAAUAACCCCGGAAGUAAAGGCAGCACGACAGCAGCAGCUUCAGUCCUUCGUCUGUGUCUACACAAAAUGCCUUCAGGCACAGUAUUGAGUUUAAGGUCACCCACAUUUUGGCAGCGCUUAGAGCACAAUACACAAUCACUUUAGAGUCAAAUGGAAGAAAACGAACUCGCAGCAUAAAAAGACACUUCAAGUUGCAGUUUUGUUUGUAAAGUAGGAGUGAAACUCGAGCCGUUACGUAACAACAGCUGUAGUGAAAAUAGAAACAUCUGUUCCUUCAGAAAUGCGUGAGAUGUAAGACUGAGAAACGUGGCUGAAAUGCCUCCUUUUUUAGAUUCCAGGCAGCUAUUGCUUUUCACUCAUUUCCAUUCGGCAUGAGAAGCAGUUAGCGGACUUGGUUCAUGUUUAAUUUAUGUUUAAGUUAUAUCACCAACAUCAACAAUCUGCAUUUAAACUGUCACCAGGCAAUAAUAAUAACAAUCAUCAUUGUAUCAUAGUAGAAAAAUGUGACAGUGAGCCGUAUGCACAAUAUCAGGACCCUGAAAAUGCAGCAGCUAAAUGGAAUUCAGCCAUCAUUCAUUAUAUUAUACUAUAAUAUAUUAUUAUUAUUAUUAUUAUUAAUAUCAGCAGUAAUAGUGGUAGCAGCUGUGGUAUUAAUAUUUAUGUUAUUAUUGUUGCUCUUCAAUAUGAUGCAACAACUUUCAAUUUACUGCUGAAAGACUGUUGAAGGAAAACGAAAGUACAGUGUUGAUGAGGUUAUGGGAAAAUCCCUGUUCUGCCUUCAUAAGGGAUCACGGAGCUGUUGACUCACAGAUAAACACAGCUCCGAGCAGCAACGUGCACUACUCCAAAGAGACAGUGUGGAGACACAAUCUGUACCAAACCAUUCCAACUGAAAAACUGAUGAUGAAGAAAAUAUGGCAAUUUGGAGGAUGGGGUAAACUUUGGAGGAAGGCUAGCCGGAGACCUCUGAUAGAGAACAACAACAAUGACAUACAAGAUGGUUACGACCAGGCAUGUAACGAGUAUGACAACCCCUCGGCUCAGAACACCUUCGACAACCAAGAGGACCAAUGCUUGCAGAGUGAGCAAGAGAUCACACUUCAGGAACUAGCUGAACUUCUAGGUGUGGCCCCUGACGCCAACACCUCUGACCAUGAAUGUUGUUGCUCAAUGCGGCCCGAGCCAAAUUCAACGCCACAGAACCUGACACCAAGUGUUCUUUGCCUCAUGAAAAGAUCUGUGUCCCAGCACUUCCCAAAGCCACCGGCAGAUCUGAACCAGAACCUUCAGCAGCACCUGUCAGAUGUGCAGGAAACUGUGUGCAAUGAGCUUGUGAGGCUGGGUCCCCUGUUGAAGUCUGUGGGGUUGAUGGGAUGUCUGAUUGAUUGCUACCAUCGUCAGACAUUUGAUCACCUUAAUUAUCUACUCCAGAACAUCAGCUCCUUCCAGAAUUCCUUUGUGCUGGUGAAGUGGGUCCUACAUGGAUAUCUGAGUCAGGAGCUGCUUGGUCAUCCUGAACUUCAAGAAAUGGAUCCCAUUAAAAAUGUCGACCUUCUGCUGUUCACAAAAUGUGCAGAAAAUGCAAAGAACAAACUGCUUGAAAAUGUGCAGAAAGAGGUCAGAGGAUGCCUGGAGAAAAUCCUGCAGCUUGAGAGAAGCCAAGAUGGUUGUGAUUGUGAGGAAGCUUACGUUCAACUUUAUGUGGACAUUAUUCAGUGCAUUGCUGCCAUGCCAAAAGAAGCACAAAAAAUCAGCUCAAAACUGUCUGAUCUCGUACGGGAGGUUUGUUACCAAGAGCUGCUGACGUUUCUGAGGAGGUACGCCGCUGAGGUGACUGAGAUGCUUGGAAACAGAGCAAAAAAGGGCAAACCAGAAACGAUGCACUUCUUCAAGACUUUGAAAACCUGUAAAGAACUCAAGCAUUACAUCAUGACCGAAGGUAAAGACAUCGAAAGAUCCCUUCUCCAGGAAACUGUGGCGACGCUUAUAUACAUAGAGGCUUUUACUUUGAAACUUCUGAUAGAAGUUAUAACUGACAUUGCAGAGAGCCACCUCGGGAACUACUUCAGAUCAAAGAACAAGCUGUUCUUCUUCUUGAUUCACAGAGUAAAGAAUCAUUUCCCCAAGCUGUUGUGCUGCCAGGAUGUACAGAAGAGAGUGAUGGAUGAGGUUUAUAAGCUCAUCACUCAGAUUUACCUCAAACAUCUUCUCCAAACCAGCCAGUGCAGACUGAGGAAGUACUGGAGUCCCAAUGUCGGGCAAACAGUCGCUGAAGAUGCUAAGCUACUUCACUACACCAUGUCAGACCUGGCUCCUGGUGUCCGACAGUGGAACCUCAUGCUGCUGAAUAUCUCAGAGCUGUUGGAGUGUGAAAGUACCGACACAGUGAAGCUCAUAGUUGUAGAAAUGCAGAAGGAAGGUCUCGUGUGGAGCAAGAAACUGGAGCUCCUGAGUGCACUGCUGCAAUGGACGGGUCUUUCUGAAUGCCAGGUUAGGGAGGUGCUGGACGCCAUUCCUGGGCACCAACCCAGAUCUGAAUCCUGGUACUCCUUUCUUACGUGCAGAUGAAGGCUGAGCUGCUCUACAGAGGAUCAACGGCAACAAGCAAAGAGGACAGAGCUAAUUGUACAAAACGUUCAGGAGACUUUCAAUGAACUUCAGCAGAAUCCUGUUAAAACUCCGUUAUUGAUGUCACUUCUCAAAUCUAAUCUAAAGAUAGAGAUGUAGAUACAGAGAAGCAGACAAGUUACAGAAAGUUUUUAUAAACUAUGACACAGCAGGGAUUAGGUCUGUGUACAAGAGGCUGCUUAUGUACGAGUUAGCCUAAAUGUAAUGGAAAAUUACAUGAUGUCGCAAGAUGAUUGCACACUGUUAACAGUAAAAUUUGGCUUUGUGCAAAAGACCUGUAGGUGAUAUUUUUGCUGAACUUACAUAGUUCAUAAAAGCGAAGAUUUUUUUGUUGAGCUUUGAUAUUUAAAGACAAGAACAAAUCAUUUAAAGGGAUUGAAUUAAAGAGGAAAGUAAUCUUUUUUGUUCUGCUAUGUGUGUAGUAGUGUACUGUAGGUACUAAAAGAAACUGAAAUGCACUGAUAAAGAUGCAUGAUUUCUUCACUAUUAUGUUAAUAGUUUUAUAUUAUUUAUAAAGUCUAUUAAGUAAAUGUAUUUAUAUGAUUAAAUAGAUCUUUUAUAAAAACUUCCCAGUAUUCACUAGCCUGCAAUCAAUCACACAAUAUCAAACUUUACUGUUAACAGCAAAGACUCUUCUGUUUCAGUUACUGUUUUCUGCUUCAGUGUUUUUGUGUUUGUAAAUGUUAUAUACUGUAUUCUCCUACAGUGAUUAUUUUGUUGAGAAGCUUAUAGAUUGGGUUGCAGGGACACAAAAAAGUCAACUUUUCUUUUUCUAUCAGCAAUGUAAUGAAUAAACUUCAGUAUGAUUCAAUAAAACA